AGAUGCUGUAAGAUAUUUCUGAGCCGUCUCUGUCGUUAAAGGUUGUGCUAGCCGUCGUAUAAAUGGUGAACGGGUUAGCUUAACGUUAAUACUACAGGAACUCAUGGGAAUAGCCUUUGACACUGUUGUCCUAGUUGUGUAGCGUUAACGUGUGCUACGGUUUCGUGCUGUAAGUGACGACAUAAGUUUGCUUCCAGUUUGGACUCCUAGUGUAUAUCAAGUUUAAGUAUUUUAUUGUUGCUGUCCUCCACCUUUCCGUUUCUACCAUGCACAUUAAAGAGAAGACGAUAGCCAUUUUAAAGCAGUUUGACAUCGGAAACCAGCUCGCGUCUCUUCCGGUGCUGCACAAAGCCUCGGUGCUCAUCCCGCUGAUGGUGAAGAACGGAGAGCUGUGCACCCUGAUGACCCUGCGUUCAAUGGAGCUGCGGACCAGCGCUGGAGAGGUGUGUUUCCCUGGAGGGAAGAGAGACCCCGGAGACAGAGACGACGUGGACACCGCUCUGAGAGAGGCCGAGGAGGAGAUAGGUCUACCGCCUGCUGAUGUUCAGGUGGUCUGUAGGCUGGUCCCCAUCAUCAAUAAGAGUGGUCUGCUGGUGACCCCGGUGGUUGGCUUCAUCGAUGAGUCAUUUUGUCCCAGUCCAAACCCGGCUGAGGUCAGCGCCGUGUUCACAGUCCCUCUGGACUUCUUCACCAGUGACAAGGAUCACUACGCCACCCACGGUGCUGCUGGGAUGAUGGGGUUGCUACACUCCUUUUAUUUUGUGGACCCCGACUCAGGAAGCCAGUAUCACAUCUGGGGCCUCACUGCCAUCUUCGCCAUCCUGGUCGCUGCCCUUGCUCUCAGGACGCCUGAGUUUGAUGUUGGUUUUGACCCCAAGGAUCCGUUAUCCUUCUUCCAACAGAUUCUACAUAGAAAAAUUAGUAAACUAUGACCAGCUGGUUUCCUAAUGUCUCUAAUGCAUUUUGUCAACAUUUACAGCAUUAAUUGUGAGGAUAAGAGUGCAAUAUGUAACUUUACUUGAAUGCAUUAUUUGCUGAAAAAGAUUAAUAUAAAAACCUGUCAGAGCUUGUUUUAUAACUCGUGCAUCUAAAUCAAAGCGGGACGAUUAAAGGAGCGAGUCAAGACGUU
Molecule: messenger RNA, 1129 nt
Organism: Anarrhichthys ocellatus (wolf-eel)
Lineage: Eukaryota; Metazoa; Chordata; Actinopteri; Perciformes; Anarhichadidae
Gene: nudt7
Product: nudix (nucleoside diphosphate linked moiety X)-type motif 7
Exons: 3
Coding region: 267-932 (221 amino acids)
Biological process (GO): coenzyme A catabolic process
Molecular function (GO): coenzyme A diphosphatase activity
Source: RefSeq, a predicted model, not a curated record